This is a messenger RNA of Temnothorax curvispinosus, 1062 nucleotides long. RefSeq lists its product as uncharacterized. The record is from RefSeq and is a predicted model, not a curated record. The coding region runs from base 106 to 885 and encodes 259 amino acids. Lineage: Eukaryota; Metazoa; Arthropoda; Insecta; Hymenoptera; Formicidae. The transcript is spliced from 3 exons.
AGUUACUAUAAUAUGGAAUUUUGUUGAAAUCAAUCUUUUAUUUCUUUUUAAGAUCGUUGCUUAGAGCCCUUAGAGGAUUUGCUACCUAAAUAUUGCGAGGUUAUAAUGUUAAAUUCUGAAGGUACAAUUGGUACAAUAAUGUCGGAUGAGAGAAACGACAUAGAGAGGAAUUAUCUUUAUACUCCAUUUUUUAGUAGAGUAUGUGCGUUUUUACCCCAAAUCCCGAACGUGAGAAUAAAAUCGUUUGAACUGGCAUACCAUUGUGUUAUACAAGAAUCAGCUGAAUAUCAGGAGAUAAUUAGUACAAUUGUUGGUCAUGAAACAUCUAUAUCAAAUCACGAGACAUCUACAUGCUUUAUGUUAUUCUGUGAUUACAGAAGUAAAUCGAUAGCACAACAUUGGGCCUCAGCCAUGCAAGAAAGCAAAGAAGUCAAAAUUGCUUCUGUAUGGGGUGGUGUGUUGGACGAAAUUGAUGUAAGCCAUAAUCAUAAGUAUCGUCAACCUUGUGUUGCUGUCCUGAUUACUGGUUCUAUACAAACGUGGUCCACAAUUUUGGAUAAGAAAUGCGAUACAGAGGAGCAGGUCGAAACAAAAUUGAAGUUAUUUAAGGAUGAAGUGAAGUUAAAGAAACAUUCCAUAGGAUUUAUGUUUGCAUCCAAAAUGCAUCGCGGAUAUCUGGAAGAAGCGAUGUUUAAAAGAUUAUUCCCCAAGGUACCCUUAGCAAAUUGCUUUGGCAGCGGCAGCUUCGGAAAAACUACUACCAUUGAUGAAGUAAACGAAGAAAAAAAUGACGAAGAGAAAUCUUGGUAUAAUGAAUAUAAAUAUGACUUAUGGACUGGAUAUAAUGAAUACUCUACUGUGUUUUUGAUACUUACGUAUGGUUGACGUUUCGAGAGGAGAUAUGCGUGAGUGCUGUAUGCUACGAACAUACGUGCAUUGCUAUAGAGUAUAGAUUUAAGUCUCGUAUUCACACUCAUAACAAGACAUGAAAGCAAUUGCUCCGACAUUCACACAACAAAAACAUAUGAACGUAAUAGCAAUAAAUCCGAGAUUAUUUGAUAA